Nothoprocta perdicaria is the source of this 3467-nucleotide messenger RNA. It is a transcript of the gene SELENON, whose product is annotated as selenoprotein N. Gene Ontology annotation, cellular component: endoplasmic reticulum membrane. The transcript has 11 exons. The record is from RefSeq and is a predicted model, not a curated record. NCBI's taxonomy places the organism in Eukaryota, Metazoa, Chordata, Aves, Tinamiformes, Tinamidae. Gene Ontology annotation, biological process: calcium ion homeostasis; skeletal muscle fiber development. The annotation marks the transcript as partial.
CGAGAGGGGCCUGAACGCGUUUGUGGGAGGCUGGAAAGAAGUCUCAUUGAGCUCUUCUUCCCGCACCAGGAGCUGGCACUGAAGUCCCUGGGGAGCGAGGGGCUGUUCCUCUUUUCUUCCCUGGACACCAACAAGGAUCUGCACCUCAGUCCGGAGGAGUUCAAGCCGAUAGCCGAGAAGCUGACGGGGGUUGCCCCCGUCGCAGAAUUUGAAGAGGAGGAGACUCCAGAUUCAAGUGGGGAGACGUUGUCGGUCGUGGCUAAAUUCCAGCCGUUGGUCAUGGAAACGAUGACAAAGAGCAAAGACGGUUUCUUAGGGAUUUCUCAUGUUGCGCUGUCUGGGCUGAGAAAUUGGACCACCCCAGCAGCCCCCAGGAGUGUCAUGUUUGCCAGUCAGUUCAAAGCCUUUCUUCCCCCAAAGAAUAAGCUGGAUGUCGGGGAUCUGUGGUGGAUAAUUCCAAGCGAAUUAAACAUCUUCACUGGGUAUCUGUCCAACAACCGAUUUUACCCUCCGCCUCCCAAGGGCAAAGAGAUCUUAAUCCACAAGCUCUUGAGCAUGUUCCACCCGCGCCCCUUCGUCAAAACGCGCUUUGCUCCGCAGGGAGCCGUGGCCUGCAUCCAAGCCAGCAACUCCUUCUACUACACCAUCGCGUUCAGGAUCCACGCUGAGUUCCAGCUGAAUGAGCCACCAGAUUUCCCCUUCUGGUUUUCCCCAGGGCAGUUCACAGGUCACAUCAUCCUCUCCAAGGAUUCUUCCCAUGUCCGAGAGUUUAAGCUCUUUGUUCCUAAUAACAGGUCUCUGAAUGUCGACAUGGAGUGGCUGUACGGGGCGAGCGAAAGCAGCAACAUGGAGGUGGAUAUAGGUUACCUGCCCCAGAUGGAGCUGGAAUCGACAGGGCCUUCCAUCCCCUCGGUGAUCCAUGAUGAGAAUGGGAAUGUGAUUGAUAGCAGGGAUCCCUCAGGGGAGCCCAUUCAGUUUGUGUUCGAAGAGAUAACCUGGCAACAGGAAAUCCCCUGGGAAGAAGCAGCCCAGAAGCUGGAAUUGGCCAUGUAUCCAUUUAAGAAGGUUUCGUAUCUUCCCUUCACACAAGCUUUUGAGAGAGCAAAAGCAGAAAAGAAGCUGGUGCACUCGAUCUUGCUGUGGGGUGCCCUGGAUGACCAGUCCUGCUGAGGUUCGGGGCGAACUCUCCGGGAGACCGUCCUGGAAAGUUCGCCCAUCCUCGCCCUGCUCAACGAAAGCUUCAUUAGCAGCUGGUCGCUGGUGAAGGAGCUGGAGGAGCUGCAGACCAACAGAGAGAAUGAGCUCCACAGCAAGCUGGCCGAGCUGCACCUUGCGAAGUACAACUUCCCCGUGGAGAUGAUCAUUUGCCUCCCCAACGGCACCGUGAUUCACCAUAUCAAUGCCAACUACUUCCUGGAUAUUACUUCAAUGAAGCCUGAAGAUGUUGAAAGCAGCAUCUUUAGUUUCUCAAGCAAUUUUGAAGACCCAUCUACUGCAACUUACCUCCAGUUCCUGAAGGAAGGACUGCAAAGAGCAAAACCAUACCUGCAAACCUAAAAACAAUGGCACCUGCCUGCCCACGGAGAUGGCCAAAGACAUCAGAGCUCUGUUCUCAUUACAGCAGUUCUUCCUCCUCUUCAUGCCAGGCUGUUAGGAUACAGACAGUCCCAGGACUGGAGCUCUGUUCUGGAUGAUCCAGGGCCGUUGAAGAGGCUUCAGUUUUGAGUGACACACCUUCUGUUUACAUAACCUGCCCUGUUGAGUUCAGGCAUGUUUCUUACAGGAGAGAGAAUACUUGAAUCUAUAAACGCUCUGUACCUGUAUCUUGGUGUGUCACCAGCCUUCAUGUUUUUCCACCUCCUGUUGAAACUCUCCGUAGUGAGAUUCCUGACACAACUAUACCAAGUGUCACCUACAAACACACGAUCUCAAGGACAUGACUUGGUGCCGAAUCAGCAUGGCCAGCACAACCAGGCGCUCGGGGCGAGUCCCUGUGCCUGCGGGUGAGGGCGAGAACCCAGCGCAGGUGGAAAGGCCUUUCCUGGUAGCCCAGGUCCUCACGCCUCCUCUCCAAGGGCAGCUCUGAGCAUGACAGCGGUCAGCUAUUCCAUGGAUGGAUCCCCGCUCUUCAGGAUGGCAUUUAUUGACAGCAGUGGCCACAAAUGCACAAUGUGGGGACUCGAGCUGCUACUGUGUAGACAUGCAAGUUGGAGGGGGAUCUGUUCAGAGGUCUGAGCUCAGAAGUAGCCUCUUUCCAGAUCCCUGGGUGACCGAGACGCGUGUCCUGACGUGAUGUGGGAUGAGGAUCUGGGGCAGAGCUCCUGUUAUUUCCACCAGUGCAGUGUGAGCACAACACAUUACAGGCCGGGCUGGGGAGCAGUGACCCCAACCCGUGUCCGACACUGUUCCUGCCCCACACGCUCCGAGCUUUGUCCUCCCAGCGUGUCUCCUCACUGGCUGCUCCCAUCCACAUUCGUUUGGAGAGUUUCCAUUAAGCGAGCGAACCAUGACAAAGUUCCCUUUAGGAAGGGUUUAGGUUCACUGUCGCCCUGAGAGCAUGAGGUGGUUGGGGACUGAGCCUUUUUAGAAGCCAGUACAAAGAAACUUCCCCAACCCUUCCAAAGAAGUUGUUCAGACACUGUUUUUGACCCUCAUCUGUGCCCACCCUGAGCAGUUCUGUUUGGAACACGUGCUUAGCUACAGGGUGAGUGUUAUUUGGGGAAGGAAGGGUCUAAGUGAAACAGGUGUAAAGCAUAUUCCUGUAGCUACGCGAGACAAAGCAUCUCUGAUAGAUGGCUGCAGACAGCCAUGGUUAUUGAUGUUUUCUCUGCGCUCUAAAGCACAAUUCAGUUGGACCAAAUCAAAAGAGGGAAAAGUCUUUCUUCAAAGGGGCAUUUUCAUUCCUGGCUUUCAGAGCCAGGGAGGAACCAGGGGUCUCCUCUUACCCUGUCCUGUCCCCAGCUCUUCUCUCUGUGUCCGUGGCUGGAGGCUGCGCUGAGCUUAGACGGACCUUUGGGCUUACCCGUAUAACUUCACUAAUUGCUCUAGUGAAAUCAGUUCCCUGGGAUGUUUCUCAGUAUCAGCUUUAUAACUAUGCAUUAGCUCUGCCCUUUCCGAGCGCUCCGAGGGGCCUGCAGUGAUCACGGGCUUGGUUUUGGCAGUUUGCAGCGGUGGCUGUGGAAAGCGCUGACAUCUCCAGGCGCCGUUGGAGACCGACCUGCAGCUGCUCUGCCCAGUUGCAGUCCCCAGCGCCUUCAAGUGCAGUUUCAGUGUAGAGCUGCCUUUCUGGCUUUUACAAAGCUUCUUUUGAGGUAUUUUUGUUGCACCCUUAGCACCCUCAGUAAGAGGCCCCAGACGAAGCCGUGUUGUGGGCUGUACCCAGGCAGAGCAUUCGUGCUGUUAGGAUCCCUGGAAGUACCUUAGUUUUGCUCCCACCAGCCAGAGCCCUGAACAACUUGCACAGCCCA